GCUUCAUCUUUCAUCUCGCUAAUUUGUCGACACCUCUUUCAUCAUACCUUCCUCUCGUCCCUUCCCACCUUGUUCCUUGCACACCGAUUUUCACAUUUUUUCCAUCUUGACUUCACCCUCACUUCCUCCACUUUCCCUUGAAUCUCACAAUCAUAAACCAACUUGUCGCUAACUCAACUGCGCGUGUCGCAGAUUCAUUUCGGCUCCUCUAUUCCGCACCUCGACAGCUCCUGUUACUAGCUCGAGCCUCCGCAUCAUGGCCUCCAAAGCUAUUCCCUCUCAUCUCCGGCCUCAAGCCGCCAGCGGCAAUGGCAGCAACGGCUCUCCUCAACAGCGACACCAUGGCAAAUCACAAUCUCAUGUGGCCUUUGAAAAUACCUCCACCAACGUGGCUGCCAGCCAGAUGCGAAAUGCCCUCAACAACCUCGCAGACACGGUCAAUGACCCUGCAGAAAAGAAGAGAUUCGAGGCGGAAAUGGACAACUUCUUUGCGCUUUUCAGAAGAUACUUGAAUGACAGAGCCAAGGGGAACACAAUUGAUUGGGCCAAGAUCAACCCUCCCAACCCGGAUCAAGUCGUUGCCUAUGAUGAUCUGCCAAACAGUGAUGCUGUUGAGUUCUUGAACAAGCUCGCAGUUGUCAAACUCAACGGCGGCCUGGGUACAUCCAUGGGUUGUGUCGGUCCCAAGUCAGUCAUUGAAGUCAGAGACGGCAUGUCCUUCUUAGACUUGUCCGUUCGACAGAUUGAAUACCUCAACCGCACUUAUGAUGUUAAUGUCCCCUUCGUCCUGAUGAACAGCUUCAACACCGAUGAAGACACUGCUUCCAUCAUCAAGAAGUACGAAGGCCAUAAUAUUGACAUCCUCACCUUCAACCAAUCCAGAUAUCCUCGUGUCCUCAAGGACUCUCUUCUCCCCGCACCAAAGAACUACCACUCUCAGCUGUCAGACUGGUAUCCUCCUGGUCACGGUGACGUUUUUGAGUCACUCUACAACAGCGGUAUUCUCGACCAACUACUUGAACGUGGCAUCGAGAUCAUCUUCUUGUCCAACGCUGACAACCUGGGUGCCGUGGUUGAUCUCCGAAUUCUGCAACACAUGGUCGAGACCAAGGCAGAAUACAUCAUGGAAUUGACCGACAAGACCAAGGCUGAUGUCAAGGGUGGUACCAUCAUUGACUAUGAGGGCAAGGCGAGACUCCUGGAAAUUGCUCAGGUCCCAAAGCAAUACGUCAACGAAUUCAAGUCGAUCAAGAAGUUCAAGUACUUCAACACCAACAACAUAUGGAUGAACCUGCGUGCUAUCAAGCGAGUUGUAGAGAACAGCGAGCUUGAGAUGGAAAUCAUCCCCAAUGAGAAGUCCAUUCCAGCCGACAAGAAGGGUGAAGCCGACAUCAGCAUCAUCCAGCUCGAGACUGCCGUGGGUGCCGCCAUCAAACACUUCAAGAAUGCCCACGGUGUCAAUGUUCCCCGACGACGAUUCUUGCCCGUGAAGACCUGCUCAGAUCUCAUGCUUGUCAAGUCCAAUCUCUACACUUUGAGCCAUGGUCAACUAAUUAUGGAUCCCAACCGAUUCGGCCCGGCUCCUUUGAUCAAGUUGGGCGGUGACUUCAAGAAGGUUGCUCAAUUCCAGAAACGCAUCGGCAGCAUUCCCAACAUUGUUGAGCUGGAUCAUUUGACAGUCACUGGUGAUGUCAACUUUGGUCGUGGUAUUGUCCUGAAAGGCACCGUCAUCAUUGUUGCGACAGAGAACAGCACCAUCGACAUUCCACCUGGAUCCAUUCUGGAGAAUGUUGUGGUUCAAGGAAGCUUGAGACUCCUUGAACAUUAAGAACUGGUGGAUCUUCCUGCAUAAUGAUCAAUCACUUAGGGGCGACUUCUUAGAACCAGGAUGGUACCAUACUUCCAGGUAUUACCAAUGUGGACGGAGAGAAACUCAGAGCUGGGCUACAGGGCCGUAAGAAUACCGACUUAGCUCAUGCAUACAUACAGUGUUAAUAUGGCGUUUGUGCCACAAAUAAAACGAACUUGACCCCCA
Exophiala xenobiotica is the source of this 2035-nucleotide messenger RNA. RefSeq lists its product as uncharacterized. Bases 257 to 1828 code for a protein of 523 amino acids. The record is from RefSeq and is a predicted model, not a curated record. Lineage: Eukaryota; Fungi; Ascomycota; Eurotiomycetes; Chaetothyriales; Herpotrichiellaceae. Gene Ontology annotation, molecular function: UTP:glucose-1-phosphate uridylyltransferase activity. Gene Ontology annotation, biological process: glycogen metabolic process; UDP-alpha-D-glucose metabolic process. Gene Ontology annotation, cellular component: cytoplasm. The transcript is spliced from 3 exons.